CUUCCAUUUUGUGCCCGCCGCCCUCCUGCGCCACCUAAGAACCUGACAUUCAGCCGGAACAAUCAAUGGAAUCUAUCAAGGAGGAAGCCGCACCGCUGUUACUCCAGCCCGAGUCAUGGGAGGUGCUUGAUAUCCCCACUGCCCUCGGUAUCAAGACACCAUUAUCGGACGUAAAACUCAAGCACUCCAGGUAUGACGAAAUUUGGAGCGAGGACGUGCACGCUGCAUUCAUGGAAGCCAUCUCCAUCUACCCGCCAAUGGGCAAGCGGCGGCUCAGAUAUGUACGUAUAUUAAAAGAAGAAGACCAAGACCAAAACGCGGAAUCGUCCCACCUCGUCAAGUCGUUCGGUCGCUGUCAACUCAUUCAGUCGUACAUACUAGAGAAGACCGGCAAGAAUCGCACUCGGAAGCAGGUAUCUAGCCAUCUUCAAAGGUUGAAGAAGAAGUACAAGAACGAUAAAACUAAGCGUGCAUUGUUCUUGGAGGUGUCGCAGCUAACUCAGGAGCAUUCUGACCGAGAAGAUUUGGCGUCCUCUCCCGGAGGAAUUCAAAGUCCAAACAUCUCCCUGUCUCUGUCUUUGUCCUCCAAUCACCCUUCACCCUUCGAUGACGUCGUCCGGGAUGGGUUCGAAGAACAAAAGCCGAGUGCCACGCCUGCCAAUGGAUCCUAUUUCACAUACUAUCACGUCGACAAUAGGCAUCACUCGUCGUUCUGUGAACGGGAGAAGGUAUCUAACUCUUCAAUGGUUCCACAGGUCGUACCGGCUUUGCCAAUGGGGGUUCCAACGGAAGGAAAUUCGGUCAGCACGGGUCCUGAAAUCUCCUUGUCUUUGAGACGACUCAGUAACAAGCUGUCCCCACUCACCCGACAAUCGGAAAUGCCCAAUGCCCUCCACUCUUCCCAAAUUCAUUGCUCCCCUGGAUGUCAGGUUCCGCAUCACGUUGUUACUCACGAUGAUUCCUUCACCAUGAUGGACUUUCAUCGUAACUACCCGUUGACUCCAGUAGACCAACUCCUGCACACUCCUUUGCAGCCUCCACAGAUCACGCGCCUCGAAAAGCGAAGGGUCGUGCCAGAGAACGUCGACGGAAGCUGGAACUGGCCGGUCAAUGCCGAUACAUCUGGCUCACCUGUGGACUCAGACUGGUAUGCCCCCCAUGCGCACACCGCGGAACCUUUGCUGUCAUUCCCAGAUAUGCGUGGCGCGCCUGCCUUCUACAUGGACUACAUGAGCGACUUUUCACCCAGAGACUUUUUUCCACUGGGUUUAUCGCACGCUCAACUGACAUGCCCUCACUUUCUUCAUGACCCGUGCGCUCAAGCGGAAGAACAACUCGCGUCCCCUCUUCUCAUCAAGCCGAUUCCCAUAUAUCCCGUCGCGUAUGCGCAUGCAGAAGAUCGUACACCGCAUCUAUCUCCCGACCCCGCUUUGUAACGCACCCGCAGUUUUUGUGUUUUUUUUUUGGUUCUUUGUAUUACUGUUCUUACGAUCACACAAACGCAUCAGAGCAUGGUCCGCAAACAUCGCAUCGGACACAUUAAUACCCAGCAAUUCGCACUCCUGUUGUAGUACUAGUACUGUUCUAUUACCCUUCGCUCAGCUUGUAUGCCCGGAUCAGUAAAUAGCAUAGACAUGUCAGCGCAACUGAAUGACUCAUUAAUAUUGAAUAUUGAUGUAGAGUGAA
Suillus paluster is the source of this 1686-nucleotide messenger RNA. Its product is annotated as TEA/ATTS domain family-domain-containing protein. Gene Ontology annotation, cellular component: transcription regulator complex. The coding region runs from base 66 to 1436 and encodes 456 amino acids. NCBI's taxonomy places the organism in Eukaryota, Fungi, Basidiomycota, Agaricomycetes, Boletales, Suillaceae. Gene Ontology annotation, molecular function: DNA-binding transcription factor activity, RNA polymerase II-specific; RNA polymerase II cis-regulatory region sequence-specific DNA binding. Gene Ontology annotation, biological process: regulation of transcription by RNA polymerase II. The transcript is spliced from 4 exons. The record is from RefSeq and is a predicted model, not a curated record.